UUUUAUCUUGUUAAACCUAUUUAAAUCCAUACUUUAUUUAAAUAAAAUAAAGAAGUGUCGACUUCAUUACUUUAUGUGUGUGUGUGUGUGUUUUAAAAAUGUAUUUCUGAAAAUUAAUAUUCAAUCUCCAUGUGUAUGCAUCAUAUUAUUUUCUCCACAUUAUAAUAGUUAUUUAUUCUUGAAAUCUAACUUUCUUCUUUUUAGGCGCCUAAUAUAAUAAUAUUAUGUAAUCAAUCAACUUGUUUAUAUGCAUGUAUAUUUGUCUUACUGGUGGCAUCUUCUUUUGUUGUUCAGCUUCAAUCUUUGCUUUUAUCUUUUGUUUCUUUGCUUCUAUUUUCUUCUUCUUUUUGGCUUCGAGAUAUUCUUGUUUAAUUUUUUCUAGUUUCUCUUUCUUUUCUUCAACUUUUAAUUCUUUUUUCGCAUUCUUUUCUUCGAGAAUCUUUGCAAUACGGGCUUUCUUUUUUAAUUUCUCGUUUUCUUUUUCAUCUUCCUUUUUAGCAGCUGUUUCAAUUAGAUUUAGCAUAAAAUUCUUAUCUGUAGCGAAUUUAGGAUUAUCUAAUUCUGAAGAUCCUUUAGUACGUUUUUUAUUAUUUUUUUUCUGCACAUUGGCUGGAUUCUGCACUGGUAUUUUGUUUUUAGUUGAUGCAUUCUUCAUCUACAAAUAUGCAAUCGAGGAAAGAGAGAGAGAAAGAAUAAAAAAAAAAUUAAAUAUAAUGAUAACUAAAUGGCUUGUAAGCAAUUACUUUUCUUGAUUGCACCAUCGUAUAUCUGCUGAAGGUGAUGAAGUUUUUUUUUUUUU
This is a messenger RNA of Cokeromyces recurvatus, 799 nucleotides long. RefSeq lists its product as uncharacterized. The coding region runs from base 252 to 752 and encodes 166 amino acids. The record is from RefSeq and is a predicted model, not a curated record. The transcript has 3 exons. NCBI's taxonomy places the organism in Eukaryota, Fungi, Mucoromycota, Mucoromycetes, Mucorales, Mucoraceae.